GUUUUUAAGCGUUGAAAGUGUUUAAAUAUUUGCGCACUUUUCAGAUAAAAUUAUAGUUUUUCUUUUUACAAUAACUGAAAAUGAAUUGUUUAUUGUAGAAUGUAAUAUUUUUAUGUUUUAUCUAACAGUAACCAAAAUUAUUUUAUGAGCAAAGUGCAGCCAUAUGAAAAACAGAUAAAUUAAGGGAAAAAAGAAGCAGUGGAGAUCCUCAUGCCAUUUAAAGAUGGCACAUAUUAAAGAGGAGAGUGAAGAUGUGAGGAUUGAAGAAGUAAUCGGAGUGAAACAAGAAGAUUAUGAGGAAACAGACCUUAUGCCACUUAAAGAAGAGUUACUAAAUGAAAACGAAGCAAAAGAAGAGAAACAUUAUGAUUUCACAACUGGAGAACAUUUUAGGUGUUCACAAACUGAAAUGACUUCUUCACAAAAAAGAGCUCAAAAGACAGGAACUACAAAUUAUUUCACCUGCCAACAGUGUGGAAAAAGUUUUACUGAAAGUGGAAGCCUUAAAAGGCACGUAAGAGUUCACACUGGUGAGAAGCCCUACACAUGCCAACAGUGUGGAAGCAGUUUCACUCAAAAAGGAAGUCUGAAGAGGCACUUGAGAAUUCAUUCAGGAGAAAAGCUUUUCACGUGCAAACUGUGUGGAAAGAGCUUCUUACACAAAGGAAAUCUAAAGAUUCACAUGAGAGUUCACACUGGAGAGAAACCAUUCAUAUGUGUUCAGUGUGAACAAUUUUUUACACGUAAAGAAAGCCUUAAAAACCACAUGAGGAUUCACUCAAAAGCCAACUGCUUUGUGUGUCAACAGUGUGGAAGGAGUUUCCUAAACCACAAACACUUAAUAACGCAUGUAAUAACUCACACUGGAGAAAACCCUUUCAUGUGCCAUCACUGUGGAAAGAGUUUCACACUUAAAGGAAACCUCAAGACUCACUUGAGAAUUCACACUGGAGAGAAGCCUUUUACGUGCCAACAUUGUGGAAAGAGUUUCAGACAUAACGUAAGUCUUAAGAUCCAUAUGAGACUUUACACUGGAGAGAAACCUUUCACAUGCCUUCAGUGUAAGAAGUGUUUCACGUAUCAAAGAGACCUGAAACGUCAUUUGCAAACUCAUUCCGGAAUUAAGUUGCAGAGGUCUGAGUGUGACAAAAUCUUUAGAAAAAGGAGACGUUUUAAAAACCAUCUGUGCAGUCACUCUGGAAGAAGGCGAUUUAAUCGUGAUCAAUGUCUUACAAAAUUUAUUGUGCCAUCAUACUUAAAGAUACACCUGAAAAAUCAAGCAGAUGUGAGACGCUACUCAUGUUCUUUGUGUGGAAAGGGUUUUCAAUGGCUUAGCAAUUUAAAAUGGCACCAGAAAACACGUAUCUGUGUAAAAUUAAGGCUGCAUUCACAUCGUAAGUCUGAUUUUCUGUUAAAGUAAUUUUUUUUUUUUUUUUUGGUCAAGCUGUUGACAUUAAUUUAAAUGCAGCCUUUAUUAAAUAAGGUACAUGUCUGAACAGGUGAUGUUUUUAUAACAUUUCUAAUGACUUUAAUUUACGUCCUUUACAUACUAAUUAAAAGAAGAUUAACUGAAUGAGGCAAUGAACACUAUUGCUUAUUUAAUACACCUUUAGUUAAAGAAGAUUCAAGCAAACAUAAAUAUGGAUUUGAAUAUGGCUAUUGUUGGAGGUCAUCUGAUGACAAACUAAAAACAACAUACAGCACAGUUUUUACAUGUUGAACAGCUUCUAUUCAUAAUAUCAGUUCUUCAUCAGUUCCAUCCAUAGGUAUCUCUCUCACGAUCAUGGCUGUGUACUCCCUCCACUGAAGACUUUUUCAGUUUCUCCCAUUGACCAGUGAGACUAGUCAGCUCUUACUGUAAAGUGACAGUGGCCCUGUUGUCAAACUUUAGUAAACAUUCUGCUUCGUUCUGUGAGCGACGUCUUGGGCAAUCAAUUAUCUCUGAUCUCUGACUUUUUGUGUCUUGCCCUCCUUGUGCAAGGUGUCAAUGGUCAUCUUUUGGACAAAUGUCAAGUCAGCAGUCUCCCCCAUGAUUGUGUAGCCUAGUGAACUAGACUGAGAGACCAUUUA
Molecule: messenger RNA, 2070 nt
Organism: Carassius auratus (goldfish)
Lineage: Eukaryota; Metazoa; Chordata; Actinopteri; Cypriniformes; Cyprinidae
Product: gastrula zinc finger protein XlCGF52.1-like
Exons: 3
Coding region: 224-1420 (398 amino acids)
Source: RefSeq, a predicted model, not a curated record